Molecule: messenger RNA, 1065 nt
Organism: Striga hermonthica
Lineage: Eukaryota; Viridiplantae; Streptophyta; Magnoliopsida; Lamiales; Orobanchaceae
Source: the annotation of a GenBank genome assembly
AUGGAUCUGUGCUGCGUGCAUGCGGUAGGCGCUGAUUUUCUUCUGAGAAGCUCAUUUUCGGAGAAACCCAAUUGCUGGGGCUUGAAGGCUCAUUCAAUGGCUGUGGAAGUUAGGGUUUCGUGGGGGGAAUCUUUUCCCGGCCAUUGUAGGUACCGAUCGGCCUUGAUUAAGGCCAUGGCGAAGAAGAAUCCGGGGGAUUCCAGCAAUUAUGAUUCAAAUUCCUCUUCUAGCUCAGGGAACAAUGAUAAUUUGAAAAGUGGAGGAGAUGGCCUGAAAGGAAACAACAACAACAACAACAAGAAGAAAUCAGGUGAUAACGGCUCCAACAAGUCCCAACAUAAACCCUUGGAUUGGAGAGAGUUUAGAGCAUCUCUCUACAUUCAGGAGCAGGCUGAAAAUGCAGAUAACGCUCGACAUCAAGAGAGAAGAACCACCCCAGCCCAGCCGAAACCUCUCCCCCACAAGUGGGCCCACCCCAUCUCUGCCCCCGAGAUCGGCUGCCUCCUCGUGGCCUCCGAGAAGCUCGACGGGUUCAAAACCUUCGAGCGGACGGUGAUCCUCCUCCUUCGAUUGGGUACCAAAAACCCCCAAGAAGGGCCCCACGGGAUCAUCAUCAACCGGCCCCUGAACAAGAAGAUGAAGCACAUGAACCCCACCAACAUCGAGCUCGGGACAACCUUUGCUGACUGCUCUCUCCACUUCGGUGGGCCCGUCGAUGCCAGCAUGUACCUUCUGAAGGCCGAUGAGAAUAUCGAGCCCCACGGGAUUGAGGAAGUCAUUUCCGGGCUGUACUUUGGGUCAAGAAACAGUCUGGACAAGGCCGCGGCCCUGGUCAAAAAGGGCUCCAUUUCGCCACGGGACUUGAGAUUCUUUAUAGGGUACGCGGGCUGGCAGAUGGACCAGCUCAUAGAGGAAAUCGAGUCCGACUAUUGGUAUUUAGCCGCUUGCAGCACGGAUUUGAUAUUGCAGAGCUCUUCUUCGUCUGAUGAUUUGUGGGGGGAGGUUUUGCGUCUGAUGGGGGGCCGUUAUUCUGAACUGAGCCGGAAGCCGAAGAAGGAUAUGUAG